GUCUGGGCUGCGCUGGUUGCUGCUUCUCUGCUGCCAGCGGCCGAGUAAACAUGGAGCUUUCAGCCGUCGGGGAGCGGGUGUUCGCGGCCGAGGCCCUGCUCAAGCGCCGCAUCCGCAAAGGGCGCAUGGAAUAUCUCGUGAAAUGGAAGGGCUGGUCUCAGAAGUACAGCACCUGGGAACCCGAGGAAAACAUUCUGGAUGCCCGGCUGCUUGCAGCCUUUGAGGAAAGGGAACGAGAAAUGGAGCUAUACGGCCCCAAAAAGCGAGGCCCCAAACCCAAAACCUUCCUGUUAAAGGCACAGGCAAAAGCAAAAGCCAAAACCUAUGAAUUCCGCAGUGACUCUGCCAGGGGGAUCCGGGUGCCAUAUCCUGGUAGAUCACCCCAGGAGCUGGGCUCCACGUCCCGGGCUAGGGAAGGACUGAGAAACAUAGCUCUGCCCGCCCAGGGCAGUCCCAGCACCUUGAGGGGUGAGAGCAUCCGGGACCGGGUUGGGAGAAUGGAAGAGAAACCUGGAGAGAUCCCUAAAAAGAGAGGCCCAAAGCCUAGGAAAGAGCAUUACAAGGACUUGCCAGAGGCUCUGGAUGUCUCCAAGAGGAAAUUAUGUGAGCCAGGGGACAAGAUUGGGGACUACCUCAAAACCCGGAAAAUAGAGGAGGCCGUUCCUGGGGUAGCGAAGUUUGGCUCAGGACACAGUGUGAUCCAGCUAGCCAGGAGGCAGGAGCCUGACCUCUCUGGUGCCAUGUCCAACCCCAAUAGAGCAGAGGCUGGCAUGAAGCUGGGAGCCUCAGAGACUUACCCACCCAGGGUCACCAAGCACAGGUCAGACUUUUUGGACCCCAAGGGGCAAGAUGGAUUGGACCCUGGCGGCCCUAAGAUCAUGCACAGCUCUGCAAACCAGGGCUCUGUGGGAAGCUUGUACAGAGACAGUGUGGGGACUCAGUCUGGCAGACCCUCCCUCAUUGCCAGAAUCCCUGUCUCCAGGAUUCUGGGGGACCCGGAAGAGGAGUCCUGGAGCCCAUCUCUCAACAACCUGGAGAAAGUGGUGGUGACUGAUGUGACAUCUAACUUUUUGACCGUUACAAUUAAAGAGAGCAGCACGGACCAAGGAUUCUUUAAAGAAAAGCGAUGAGUGUUUGCAGGAUAGAUCCAGAGAGAUAAAAGCUUGGUUAGAGCUUGGUGGUUUUUUUUUCCAGGACAGGACCUAGAAACUGUCUUAAUUCUUUCUGCUUGCAUUUUUUUUUCUCUAGUUUUCUGUUUCAUUGAAAGAUUAUCUCUAGAGUUAUAUUU
Molecule: messenger RNA, 1288 nt
Organism: Malaclemys terrapin pileata
Lineage: Eukaryota; Metazoa; Chordata; Testudines; Emydidae
Gene: CBX8
Product: chromobox 8
Exons: 5
Coding region: 51-1130 (359 amino acids)
Source: RefSeq, a predicted model, not a curated record